Molecule: messenger RNA, 4456 nt
Organism: Dendronephthya gigantea
Lineage: Eukaryota; Metazoa; Cnidaria; Anthozoa; Malacalcyonacea; Nephtheidae
Product: contactin-3-like
Exons: 23
Coding region: 191-4456 (1421 amino acids)
Biological process (GO): cell-cell adhesion
Molecular function (GO): protein binding
Source: RefSeq, a predicted model, not a curated record
UGAUCUCUAUAACUGACUGGAAGUUCUUUAACUUGCUGGAGAUAUUUUCCUCACAAGUUCGACCCUUACACUGAAUGUAACGGCGAUUUGAAAAGACGAAUCAACGGUGCAAUAUAUCUGUUUGGUUCCAGACCAUUCUUAAAAGGGAAUAUCUGACAUCAGAAGACAGACGUGAGACUUAGUGUUCGAAAUGACGGAAUCCAUAUUUUUGACGCUUCUUGUAGUGUUUCUUCUCAAUAUACACAAUGGAAACAGUGAACCUCGCUUUAUCCAAGAACCAGAAGAUUACUUUGGGUUUCAAGAUAAAUUCCAAAAUCUUUAUGCCCAGGUUGACGGGGCGGAAGAUCCGCGUUAUCAAUGGUAUCAGAAUGGUUCGAAAAUUUUAAUGGUUCCGGGUACUAAUUUUGGUGUCACUAGUCCAAAUUUAAUGUUUUUCAAACGAAGCCUAGCAACUCAGGGAAUCUAUCAGUUAUUCGUAUCGUCAAAUAUGGGAAGGAUUUUCGGACGCGAAAUCAAAGUAGAGUUCACCAUUGUUGGCAAAUUUUCUGAUAAAACCGUGAGAACAGUAAAUGUCGUGAUUGGAAAGACGUUCCAGUUGGAGUGUCCUGGGCAUACGCUAACACAACGUGCCGUGUACAAGUGGGGAGGAACUGGAAACGUUGGCGGAACAUGGUUUUUUAAUGACAGACCAGAUGUGUUGGUUCUCGAAGACGGAAGACUGUUCUUUUCUCACGUGACAAGAAAUGAUGUGAAUGAAAUUGAAGGAAAAAACGGGAUCAGCUGCUUACUAGAAGCAACCCACGGGCGAGACAUCAGAUUCGACAAGUCUGCAGUUUUUAGGUUUAAUAUUACUGGAGAAGAAACAACAGCAUUUGGCCCAACGUUGGAGAAAAUUCCAAACAAGGAAGUAGUGGAAGGAGAAACUUUGCAAUUGCGAUGUAUUGCCGCUGGAUACCCAACACCGACCUACAAAUGGAAAAAGAGAAAUAGCAUUGGCUUAACGACAGAUGUGAUCGACAAAGUCGACGGUGUUUCAUUAUCUGAAUUUAAUAAAUUUUUAGUCAUUAAAAACACCAUGAAAAGUCGCCAUGCUGGGACCUACACUUGUGAGGCAACCAUUGAUGGAAAUGGAUAUAAAAAUAUCUCCACAACAAGUAACAAAGUGUUAAUACGAGAGAAGCUUUCUUGGGUGAAAGGUACACUCAUCAAAAGUGCCAAACCGAAUAUCUCAACUGUACACAGGUGGAAGUGUAUGGCGAAAGGAGAGCCGGAGCCUGAGUACCACUGGUAUUCAAAUGCUACUAUUAUGCAAAAUGAGAGCGCUCGUUACACAAUCGAAGGAGGAAUCCUGACAUUUCAUCGCGUAUCACUCGAGGACAACGGGAUGUAUCAAUGCGUGGCAAAGAAUAAAUUUGGUUUUCAGUAUCAAACUGUUUCUAUGGAUGUUCAAGUCAAACCUCCCAAAAUUACGGCAGCACUUUCCCAUCAGAAUUUUGUGGUUGAAAAUACUGGAAUGAUCUCGUGUGUAUCCGAUGCCUUGCCGCAUGCAAGUCAUCAUUGGCUGUUCAACGGAGUAAAAAUAGAACCAAAAAAGACUGCAAAGUACAAGUUGACUAAAGCACAAAAUUUGCUCGUUCAUAAUUUGACCCAGAAUGAUACAGGAGCAUACACCUGUGUCGCAAUGAAUAUGUUUGGAAAAGACACGAAGGAAACAUAUAUCAAAGUUGCGGAAAUAAUGUUCAAAAGGGGUCCAGAAAACAACACGAAUGUCCUUGAAGGAACAAGUUUCUCACUGGUCUGCGAUGCUGAUUCGGACCCACCAUUAAACAUUCGUUAUAAAUGGCUCUUCGAAGGCAAAGACCUUGUACUGAGCGACAAAAAUCAUAUUACAUGGGAUCUUAAUAGUCGCGCUCUGACAGUUUCAAACGCACAGGCUCAGGAAAGUGGUGUUUACGAAUGUAUUGCGUAUAGUGACACGUCCCAGAAAAGCUCAAGUGCUACAGUUAUCGUUAGAGCUCUGCCGAGCCCGCCCGAAAACCUGAGAUUGCAUGGACAGUGCACAGAUCUAACUGCAAACCUUACCUGGUCCAUCAGCUACAGGAGUUCCUACGAGCCACUCACACGUAUACUUAUACAAUGGCGAACUUCACGUGACACCAGCACGUGGUAUAAUUUUUCUGAUCACGUGAAGGGAAGUGCAAAUAGUUACGUGUUGAAAAAUCUCAACCCUUAUAGUGAUAUAGUGUUUCGUGUGAUUGCUUUGAAUGAACAUGGAAUGGGAAAGCCAAGUAAUUCAACUAAAGGACAGGAGUGUAAAACACGAGCAGCAAAACCGUCAGUAUGUCCACAAAAUGUGACAGGAAAUUCGAAAAAUCCCCACGAGAUUGAUGUAACCUGGCAGACUGUUAAAUCUCUUGACUACAACGGUCCAGGAUUUGGCUACAUUGUGCAGUACAGACAACUUGGAUCGACAAUAUGGCUUAAGGAAAACAUUUCUCAACACAGCGAACAGCGUUUUACCAUUAGAACUACAUCAGCCAAUCAGCUGUGGGAAUUUGAAGUUAAGAGCAAGAAUGACGAGGGCGUUGGACCCGAUUGUUCCUCCGAGCAAGCGCGAUCUGCCAAAGAUGCCAAGAUUACAUUCACAGUACGACCAUCAAACAAGACAGAUGUUCGAAAAGGAAACCCAUUUUCGUUGUCUUGCAAAGCUUACUCUAAUCCACAAUUACCUAUGAACUACAAAUGGUUUCACGAUGGCAAGGAUCUCGGUCAAAGUGGAAGUAAUUUUACUGUUUCAAAAUCUCGGCUUCUGGAUAGUGGAUUGUACGAAUGUGUUGCCUAUGUCAAGACAUCCAUGUAUAAUGCGGAGACCCGUGCAAGUUCUACUGUUAUUGUUCGAGGUCCACCUGAGGCACCUGGCGAUGUAAUUCUGAAAGGUAACUGCUUGAACUUCACUGCAAACCUAACAUGGACAAUACACAGAAGAUCCUACCAACAAUUAACAAACAUAUCGAUACAAUGGAGCUUGUCCCAUGACACAAGUACUUGGUAUGACGUCAGUGAUCACGUGAAAGGCAGUGCAAAUGGUCACGUAGUACGUGGACUGAACCCCUACAGUAGUCUUGUGUUUCGAGUUAUUGCUGUGAACGAAUACGGACAGAGUAAACCAAGCCUCAUAACAUUAGGACAAGAGUGCAAGACCCCAGAAGCAAAGCCCACAGUGUGCCCGACUAAUGUUGAAGGAUCAGCUGAUAAACCCGAAAGCAUUGUAAUUACGUGGAAGGCAGUUUCAAAGCUGCAUCAAAAUGGCCCCAAGUUUGGAUACACUGUCAGCUACAGGAAACCCGGGUCCCAAUGGCAACACAGGGAAGUCAAUGGAGUGGAAAGAGUUACGAUAUCGAAAGCCGGCGUGUAUCAAUUGUGGCAAUUCAAAGUUGAAAGUAAAAAUGCACAAGGGAAAGGAACAGAGUGUGCAAUAAAAGAAACUCGGACAGUCAGAGAGAAACCAAAAUUGGCCCCACAAUCAUUCGGGUAUAAGGAUGUUGGACCCGACUAUGUCGUACUUGAAUGGACCCCUGUGGAUGCUUUAGGAAUUGAAGGGUAUCAGAUCAGUUACUGGCAUAAGAGCACCAUAAAAACCAGAGUUCGACGUGAUAAUCAUAAUUGUACUGAUGAAAAAAAGCCUUGCACGACCCGAAUUUCAAACAUUACGACACGUCAAUAUACGCUAGGAAAUCUUAAGCCCCAUACAAGCUACACGAUGUACUUACAAGCUUACAAUGGAAAGGGAGAGGGGCCGAAAAGUAACAUCCUCAACCUUAACACAAAGGAAGGCCAGCCCGGAGCUCCUGAUGAAGUCAGAGUUACGUCCUAUGGACGUUACCUCAAUAUGACCUGGAAACCACCAAUCGAACCAAACGGUGUUAUAACUGGUUAUAUACUCAAAGUUACAAAUGGUACAAAUAUCACGGUUAGUUACUACACAACGUGGUAUUUAUUCGAAGAUCUGGAGCCUUUGAAGGAUUAUGAUGUAAGAAUUAACGCCAAGAAUUCAGCUGGAGUGGGAAGCACAGUAUCAAUGGUAGUGACAACAACAGAAGUGAGAGUUCCAGCGGUCGCAAGGAGACCAGAUGUUCAUGGUUUGGACGCAGAAAGUGUUAAUGUAACGUAUAGACCUGGCAGUACGUCUAAGACUAGUGGUUUUCCUGAGAAAUUUUACGUUGUGUAUAAAGAAAAAGGUGAAGAUAAUGAGAUGUUAAACGCAACAAAUUUGACAUUGAUAAAAAGAAAUGGGGAGAAGUCCUUUAUCAUUGUUAGCGGAUUAGACAACCACAAAACUUACAUGUUCGCCACGAUUGUUAUGAACGGUGAUAAGAAAAGCGAUAAAAGUGACUUCACUGAAGGACGCGCCAUCUUAAAUGAAGGUUUGUUGUUUCGUUUAUUUAUUCUCAACUAG